AUGUCCGAGCCAAUUCUAGAAAAACAGAGGGCUCCGUCCCACGGCCCCGACUACAAAGCCCAGCUCGAUGAGAUUGCAGACCGAGAAAAAGGAACCCGGGAGGACCAAACCCAGGCACAGGAAUCGAGCGGCGCCAGUGGCGUGAUCAACAAAGCCGUGAGCAAGGUACUUGGGUCACAGGAGAAACCAGAGAGUAAAUCACCGCUGCCAAAGGACGUGCCGGGACCUCCAGACCGGCCAGCAAACGAUACCCAGGUUGAAGAGUUCCUGAAGGACCAGCACCGUAGCAGGAAGAUCCUGGGGAUAGAGGACCCGACGGAUACUGAUCCUACGGCGGAGUAG
Messenger RNA from Dichotomopilus funicola, 342 nucleotides. RefSeq lists its product as uncharacterized. The coding region runs from base 1 to 342 and encodes 113 amino acids. The transcript is spliced from 2 exons. The record is from RefSeq and is a predicted model, not a curated record. NCBI's taxonomy places the organism in Eukaryota, Fungi, Ascomycota, Sordariomycetes, Sordariales, Chaetomiaceae.